Chrysemys picta bellii (western painted turtle) is the source of this 1648-nucleotide messenger RNA. NCBI's taxonomy places the organism in Eukaryota, Metazoa, Chordata, Testudines, Emydidae. The record is from RefSeq and is a predicted model, not a curated record.
GUCCAGCCCGCCCCGUCUGAGAAUGACGAGGACAGAAGCAUUACUUGCGUGGAUGAAGGGCUAGAGGAGUUCUUUACGAAGAAGCUGAUCCAAGAGGAACCGCCAAGUGAGGCGAGGUCGGCUGAUUCACCAGGCUGGGCGCUGGGAUUUGAAACUAGCUCUUCCAAGCCCGUGGCCCGUUGGGAGGAAAUCAGUGUACAAGGGCAGACGGCGCUGAAAGUGGCGGUGCCCGGAGGGAAGCUGGUGGUGUUCUUACAGAACCAGCUGUCGGUCCUUGCGCCCGAGGCCCAGCCCCCCCGGGGGAUCUCUCCUGGCUCAGCCCCCCUCGCGCCGUCUGGCACCCGGACUUUCAAAAAGAAAAUAGGGAACUUCUUUGCAUUGAAGAAGCCGAAGUCCAGCAGGGGCUGGAAGUGCGAGAAGGAGCCAGAGGGCAGGAAGUCCACGCGCAGUGACAUUUCAAAGCCUCCCAGUAAGGCAGGGGAGCCUGGGAAGGCGCUGAGCAAAUCCGAAGAGGGUGGGCUUGCCGUGGAGCCCAGGGCCAAUGCAGAGCCCAGCCAGACCCCCGAUGCCGCCCACAGGGUCAGGCCCAAGUACUCCCGAGAGGGCAAGUCACAGUCACUCAUACUCCUGUGUGGCGAGGACGAAGAGGCCUUAGGAGUGAAACAUGAAAAGAGGCGGCACUUGGAGAAGAGCGACGGGGAGAUCCCCAGCUCCUUCGAGCAGCGCGUCCAUGUGAUGCUGCACCGGAUCGGGGUCACCAAAGUCCUGUCGUCCGAUGGGAAGAAGAAGCAGAGUAAAGAAGGAGAGAUCAAAAAAGCUGGUUCAGAUGGAGACAUCAUGGACAGCUCGGCAGGCUCCCCUCCCCUCGUCUUGAAAUCUCGCACACACUCCAUGUCCACAGACCCGUCUGCGCGAAGCGGCCCUGCCGACACAGCGGGCCGAGCUGCAGCCGAGCCCAGCCGCGGGCCCAGCGACGUGCGGCUCUCCUGGAAGGCCCUGGGGAAGCAGCUGAAUGCCGAGCUCAAGGGCAAGUGUUCUGAACUCCAUUCUUCCCCCAGGCGCUCCUUUGUCAUUCAAGAGCAGAGCAGCCCCACGGAGCAGCAGGUCCGAGAGAGCUGGAGCAGCAGCUUGCCCAGGACCGGGAGGAUCACGCCUGCCCCUGCCCCAAGGAGAAUUAGCAACGCAGGAGCUAGCAGGGACAGCGUCGAUGCAAUCGCUGCAGACAAUUGCCUGAAACCCAAGCCUCGUUUGAAAAAUGUGGCCACCAGGCGUGCCAUUUCCGUUCACGAAGAACAGCUCAGGGAGCAGGGCUGCACGGCCGCUCUGGAGAGUGUAAAAAUCCCCCUGCGUCUGCAGCGCUCGCCAGUCCUGAAACGGAAACCUAAGCCCAGCUCCAUGGUGGAUGUGGCGGGGAGCAGCACGCCCAGUGCCCCGGCAGCAUUGCAGGACACUCUGCCACAGGACGAACACAGGGCCACAGCCGAACUGCAGGGGGAGCAACCGCAAGCCGUGGAACAACCGGUUGAAAAUGCACAGAACAGCCAUACACCAAAGAGCAGCAGCUCCAGGCCUGCCAGCAGCCCCCCAGGGACAAUGAGUUAGUGAGGACUGCGGCCCGCUGUCAUUUCCAAUAAAACACUGCGACCAA